ACACAGUGGACUUCACUCUGACUCACUGCUAGUCGCGAUGCGGUGCGGAAGGUCUGGAACUACGGCGGUAUCAGCCCGGGCGUGAAUCGUGAAUUGCAUUUAAUUAAAGUAACUUUUUAUCAGUUUGACAGCAUUGAAGCUUUGGCCAAAUGGAGCGCUUCGGUAAUCUCCGAAACGGUGUGGUGCAGCAGCGUAGUCUUGAAGACACUUUCCACUGCCAGUGAGAGUGGUGAACAAAAAAACCGACAGAUUCAGUGUGACAGCGUCGCCAGCGAAUAGCUCAAGGUGUCGAUUCCAGUGAGAAUUAAUUAAGAACCGACAACGACGAGCUUCGAGAAGUGCUCACCGAGCAGUAAACUCGAGACCGAUGUGCAGUGACUGUGGCUAACAAAGCUCCCCAGGCAAGCUUGCUAUACCUUGUUGACAAACAUAGCUACAGCAGUUCAUUCUGGAGUGGUGAAGAGAUGCGGGAAUGGCUCAAGAUUUCACUGCUGCUGUGCACGUUCGGGUUCUUCCGGGAGAUGCGCCCCUCGGAGCCGUUCGUGACGGAGUUUUUGUCCGGCGAGUGGCGGGACAUAACGCCGGAGCAGCUGAACCGCGAUGUGUACCCCAUCGGCACGUACACCUACCUGGCGGUGCUGAUUGUGGUGUUCCUCGUGACGGACAUACUGAGGUACAAGUCGAUAAUUAUAUUUUCCGCCUGCGUCGGCAUCGUGAUAUACUCCCUACUACUGUGGACAACGUCGCUGGCAGCACUGCAGGUGGUCCAGGUGCUGUACGGCACGUUCAUGGCAACGGAGGUGGCCUACUACACGUACAUCUACGCCAAGAUCAGCCGGGACCGGUAUCAACAGGUGACGGGCAACACGCGGGCCGCCAUCCUCAGCGGUCGGUUCCUGGCGAGCGUCGUCGGCCAAACCCUCGUGUCAACCGGGACGAUGGACCUGCGCCAGCUCAACUACAUCACGCUCGGUGUAUAAAACAUAAACACAAUACCCAUUACUUGACAGCGCAAGCAUUUUCCCUGCUGUGGUCGUUCGUGCUGCCAGCGGUCAAGAGCAGCGUCUACUUCUACCACGACGCCAACGACGACGGCCAGGACAAAGCUGACGACGGCGCCACAAGAGAAAAGGAAGUCCGGGAGGAAAUUGGAAGCGAUGCGGCCACGACAACGGUUUCAGCUUCAGUCAACCACAAAAGCGGUGGCGACCCAUUGACCGGGUCCAUAAUGGCAAUAGCCGGCAGCAACAACCCAGCGCUCAAAUCCGACGUAAAUCCAACCUCAGCCGUCACUUCAAAGGCCCGGUCUGGGUUCUCCUGUCACCGGGCUGGCCAUCUGCUGUGGACACACUUCACGGCGGCUUACACGAACCUUACCGUGGUCCAGUGGAGUCUUUGGUGGUCACUGGCCAUGGCCGGCUUCAUCCAGGUCGCCAACUACGUGCAGCUGUUGUGGCAAGAAAUCAACACCGACCAGGAGUACCUGUACAACGGAGCGGCCGAGGCCCUGUUGACCCUGUUUGGGGCGCUCAGUGCCAUCGUGGCCGGCUACGUCGCGAACCGACUCUUCGAGCGGUGGGCCCUGUGGAUCUUGACCGGCUGUUCCGCCCUGCAGGGUGGAUUGGUCCUGUACUCGGGAUUUUCAACAAAUAUUUGGGCAGCGUACGCUGUUUACAUUCUGUUUGGUGUGCUGUACAUGUUCAUGAUAACCAUGGCCAGUGCCACCGUUGCCAAAUAUUUGCAAGAGGACAGCUUUGGACUGGUGUUCGGCAUCAACACGUUCGUCGCGCUCGUCUUCCAGUCCAUCCUGACCGUGGUGGUCAUCUCGGAGUCCGGCCUGGCCCUGACGCCCCGUGGUCAGUUCAAAGUUUAUGGGGGCUUUUUUUUGGCGCUGGCAGUGAUUUACCUCGUGCCGGCCACGGUCAGCCUGGUGAGGCACUGCAUGGCGGGAACGAAGCGGGACAGCAGUGGCGACUCUGAAGGACCCGGCCAGGAUGCCAGAAUUGACCAAAGUCAUCGACAGGAUGUGGCCAGCACUCACUUUUGAUGGCAAUGGUGAUGGUUUACGUAAAUUUAACGAUGUCAUUAAAAACUGGCAAGGCGUUA
Molecule: messenger RNA, 2106 nt
Organism: Culex pipiens pallens (northern house mosquito)
Lineage: Eukaryota; Metazoa; Arthropoda; Insecta; Diptera; Culicidae
Product: thiamine transporter 1-like
Exons: 6
Coding region: 473-2047 (524 amino acids)
Biological process (GO): transmembrane transport; vitamin transport
Cellular component (GO): plasma membrane
Molecular function (GO): vitamin transmembrane transporter activity
Source: RefSeq, a predicted model, not a curated record